Microthlaspi erraticum is the source of this 846-nucleotide messenger RNA. The record is from the annotation of a GenBank genome assembly. Lineage: Eukaryota; Viridiplantae; Streptophyta; Magnoliopsida; Brassicales; Brassicaceae.
AUGGAUCAAGAUGACUGGUUGGGAACGCUAAGAUACGCCGAUCAGGCGCAGGAAAAGGUUUCCGUUGACACUAUAAUGCUCCGGUACCGACCGAUCGCUCCAAAACCGACGUCUGGGCAGCCAUGCGCCGCAGGAGAUAACAAUAACAGCAGCAGAUCAUACGGUAUGAGCAAAAGAACCAAACGGAAGUACGUUAGGGCUUCGAAGAAUAAUCAAACCACGUGUCGAGGGAAGACCAGAUCUGACUUCUCUGACGAGCAGAACCAAACUGGAGUCGUGACGCUGCAACUCUUGCCGGAAAAAUCCGAUCUCUCCGGUGAAUACAUGCCGUUGGAUCAGGAUAGCCUCGAUCCGACGAUGGAAACAAUAACCGGAGAUAAAACACUAGAAACCAACACGUGGGCCAUGUUUAACGGCGGCGUCACGCCGGAGGUCGAGACGUGGGUGACGGUGGAGGCCGUCACAGGCGUAUGUGACGGUAGUACGAGUUCCCAUGCUGUGAAGUGUACCGACGUUGAGAUGGUGGACAAUCUAGGUAAAGACACGUGUCCGGCUUUCGUAUCGGAUGUCUCGAACCGCGUGGUGUGGGUUAACGAAGCUUACCGGAGAACCGUUUCCGGUGAGGGGUCAUCGUCGUCGCCGGAUGUUGUGGUGUGGUUGGUGGCGGAGGAGUCUACAGUGGCGAUGUAUUGUAACUAUCGAGCUUUCACGUGUAGGGUGAGGAUGCAAUACACGUGGCAGGAUACAAAAUACACCAAAACGGUGCCGUGUGAUGUAUGGAAAUUGGAGUUUGGUGGCUUUGCAUGGAGGCUAGACACAACAGCUGCUCUGACUCUCUGGCUUUGA